CGCCCAUAAAGUUAAAAGACUCUUAUCGUUUCGUUGAAAACUCAUAUCAAACGCGCUACAUAAAGCACGUGUUGCCCAAUCUCACCAUCUUCGGGGCCGAGUCAAAAUUAGAAAUCUACAAAGCGAUUCUCUGAUCCGAUUCCGGCGAGACGAAACAGACUCGUUCCGCUCAAAAUGGCGUCGUUUAAGGUGAUGCAUUCCUCAACAUCUACAAACUCGGAUCCAUCUCGUCGCAUCCACUCCUCUAUAAGACCUCAACAACAACAACAUCCCCUCAUCGGCGGUUACGACGGUUACAGUCCCGGUACAAUGACCGUCGAAGGUAUUCUCCACGAGACUUUCGCCUCGGAUCCGCCGGCCGCGGAGUCCUCGCUCCUGAUGGAUGAAGCGACGGUUUCCGCGACGGCGACGCGCGGGAAGAGCGUCGACGAGGUGUGGCGAGAGAUCGAAGGGAAAUCGAUGAAGGAAGAAGAAGGAGAAGAGGAGGAGAUGAUGACGUUAGAGGAUUUCUUAGCGAAAGCGACCGGCGAAGACACAGCAGGAGAGGCGGAGGAUGUGAAGAUUCCGACGACGACGACGACGGAGAGUUACGGAUUCGAUCAUCACAAUCCGUUUCAGAUGAUUGAUAAAGUGGAAGGAUCGAUCGUUGCGUUUGGGAACGGUGUGGAUGUGUACGGAGGAGGAGGGGGAGGGGGAGCGAGAGGGAAGAGAGCGAGAGUGGUGAUGAUGGAGCCGUUGGAUAAAGCGGCGGCGCAGAGGCAGAGGAGGAUGAUAAAGAACCGUGAGUCUGCUGCGAGGUCUAGAGAGAGGAAGCAGGCUUAUCAAGUUGAGUUGGAGACUUUGGCUGCGAAGCUUGAGGCGGAGAAUGAGAAGCUUUCUGUGGAGAUUGAAGAGAAGAGGAAAGAGAGGUUUAAGAGGUUGAUGGAGUUUGUGAUUCCUGUUGAUGAGAAACCUCCUAAGCAGAAGCGGGAGCAGGGACCGAUGUUAUUGCGCAGGAUUCGUUCUUUGGAAUGGUAAUGAUUUAGUAUAGAAUAAUAAUAUGUAGAGAGACUUUUGGUAUGUAACUAAAGACCUGUGUGUGUGUGUGUGAGUGAGUGAAUUCGUUAUCUGGAGUAGAGAGUAGAGUGAUAAUAACUUUACUAUAUUAUAUAUAUAGAUUGCAUAUGUUAUGUAGUUGGUUUUGAUGAGGCAUUGAUCUGAGGAUGAGCACAGUCUCUGUCUUUGCAAAUAGAGUUUGAAAAGAAAAUAUGAGAACAGUUCAGAUUGAAUUAAGAGAGGAACAAUGAGG
Eruca vesicaria subsp. sativa (arugula) is the source of this 1288-nucleotide messenger RNA. Lineage: Eukaryota; Viridiplantae; Streptophyta; Magnoliopsida; Brassicales; Brassicaceae. The record is from the annotation of a GenBank genome assembly.